AAGGUGCCUCUUGCUUUCUCCAUGAUUUUAAAAUUCUACGGACUUCAAUGUUGAAUGUUACUGUCCUAAAUACACAACAUUGCCCAUCCAUGAGAUCAAACUUUUAUAGAUGCUCAAGAAUAAUUGUUAUAUUUGGGUGGGAAUAGAAAAACAUUUUCACCUUGGUCAGCAAGAUGGGUGAUGAAAAAAUGAUUAAAGUAGGAGUUGCUGGACGCUUUUCUUGUGAAGAUGAAUAUUGGGAUGAAAAGGGUAAUUCUGAACUCUACGAGAUAUACAUUUCUCAUGGAGAUUGUAUUCAAUCCAUUCAAUUUCAAUAUGUUGUGGAGGGAACGUUGGUGCUGUCUGAGGUGCAUGGAAUAUGCAAUGGUCCAAAAUUCAAUCUGAUAAGGUUCAAUUAUCCAUCUGAGUUUCUCACUGGGAUAAGUGGUGACUGCUUGGCUAACCAAAAACUCAGUUCUCUGACAAUUACUACCAAUAAACGAAGCUACGGGCCCUUUGGUCGUUUUACAAAUGCUCACCACUUUGAUCUUCAGUUUGGAAAUUCAAGGCAGUUUGGGGGGUUUUAUGGCUACUGUGACAAAACUCGCAACAAUUACGUGGCAGCCCUUGGAGUCUACCUUAAGCUCUCCAAUAAAAUGGAGAUCAAUCCCGGCGACUGCAUAUUAAUCGAAAGAGAACUCACGGAGGAUGAUUCAUGCACAUGUUUUGAAAUAAAUGAUCCAUGUACAGGAAGAAGAAGAAAGAAUGUAUGAAGCAUGAAGUUCAAAAUCUGUUAUGUAUCCAUUUAUGUUAUUCAGACGCUAAUCUGUUGUAAUCAAAUAUUCAUAUAUAUUAAUGAGCCUCACAGUUGAUACAUAAACUGUUCUUCUCGUCUAGCACAACGAAUCUUACAUAGAUAAGCCAUGAUCAUAAAGCAAAAUCUCAGUUCUAGAACCUCAGAUAUAUGGAUAUAUAUCUGUUCAGAGAAAUACAUGCAAUUGACAUUU
This is a messenger RNA of Rubroshorea leprosula, 986 nucleotides long. NCBI's taxonomy places the organism in Eukaryota, Viridiplantae, Streptophyta, Magnoliopsida, Malvales, Dipterocarpaceae. The record is from the annotation of a GenBank genome assembly.